AUGCCACCACAACCACCACAACCACCACCAACAGCAACCACCACUCGUCGUGAAUCAUACACCGAAGCACUCAACACAGCCAUACAUCGAUACAAUGCUCUCUUGUCAACUCAACCCCAUAAGAACAAGUGGACCAAGAUCAAGUCUCAACCCAUUCCUCGAUCGUCGCGUAUUCACAUGUACAGGCGUAACGGCAUUCCCGAGACUGAAACAGUAUACAAGGUAGUGCUUGAAUGUCUCACCCAAUCUGAUCGACCAUGGACGUUAAGCGGUUGGCACUCGUUAUUCAGUAACCCGGAUACUCGAAAGUUGUGGGAUCACAUGGUGGACAGGGUACAAGUGGUUGAGAAUGAGGAUGAGGAGAACCAGUGGUCUCCAAACGUGUUUGUCACACGAAGGAUACCCAAUGACAAAUCCGAAGCAAGUAACGUCAUGAAUACUGGACAAGAUCAUUUGUUUGUUGAAAAGACCAGUCGCAAGAAGAAUCGCCUCUUGUACAUUUCAGCAUCGACAACGCAGCAACACCUUAUGGCGUAUGACAUCCGGAUGUCACCCGACGAUGACCCCGCCUUGGAUUCUCGUGUGACACUUUUUUAUCAAUCAUCAUCCACCACGAGACAAGAUAUACUCGAGUCAUACGUUAUGUCAUUGAUAACGGGUCCUCUUUCUGUACUUGGAUUGCAUGGUGCUCCUCCUUUCAUUAUACGUCGUCAUCCAUAUAAUGGUAUCCACGGCGUCAACACGGCAUAUUACCCCGAUCGGCAUGAAUGGAAUUUACACUAUCAAGUCGACACUACACAAAAGCAAUCCUCCUCCUCAACCUCCUCUUCAUCCUCCUCCAAAGUGAACAGUAUCCAUAUCAAACAAGCCGUCCAACAACAGCAUCACCAUCAUCACCACCAUCAUCAAAGUGCAUCCUGGGAUCAUCAAUCUUCAUUACAACUUGCUUCUUCACUUCGACAUCGCAAAAACAGCUUCAUGGCAUCAUCACUCCUCAUCACUCCAUCCUAUGCUACCAGCAGUAUGCGUCCAUCUCAAUCACCUAAACUUAUUCCCAAAUCGCAACAGGAUCACACACUACGAUCUGAUGUAUUCAGCUCAUCGUAUACCUUUGGCAGCCAUAUGCAUGAGAACAUCGCUGAGAACAGAGCAGCUGCAGCAACGGCACCGGAUGUCAUGAUCGAGCUUGAUCACCAAACAUGGGCCACCACUGGAUGCAUUGAUAUGGAUGUUCAUGUUUCUCUCAAUCAGCAGCCGCUUGACACCAAGAUGGUGGACCAAUUUGCUCAAUUCUGUAUCCGUUGCUAUCGACAACGACGACGGCAAAAUGGAACGGGUUAUCGAUAUUUUGUAACAUUGCAUCAUCCGGCCCAGUUUAUUCGCAGCAUUAAACAAGAGGGUGACGCUGAGAAGCAUAUCAAGGUGGACGUCAAGUUAAAGCCAGCAUCUACUACUACAUCAGCCGGCAAAGGAUUUCAUCAAGUAUACGUCAAUGGCAAAGAAUGGCCGUUUCGAUUAUGGGAAGGUCGUGCAUGGUCAAGUAAUCAUGGUGACAAGGUGGAUGAUGGCGGCAGCGAUAGUGAAUUAUUGGAUGAUACCAGCAGCGACGAUGAUGCUGAUGAAAGCUCCGAGGAUGAGGAGGAAGAAGAUCAAGUGACCAGCAGUGGUGAAAGUGGUAUUGGUGGUGAUCGUGAUCAUGGCGUGUUUGCCGGUGAUAUGGAAGGCUUCGUUUCAAAUCGAGACGUCACCAGUGGGUCGGAUCAAGAGAGUCAAGACAUCAAGCAAGAUAGUGCUAUUCCUCCUUUAAGCCUUGAUCCUAUGGUUACAUCUGAGCCUGUUACUGAGAGCCCGAUUGAACAUGAGGAAAAAGAGGAAGAAGAGGAACCUGCUUUGGUCUCGAAUGAGAUUGAUGUGCCUAAAUCGGAGCCCACACAGCUUGUCAAGAUGCAUACCUAUUUCGAUAGUCUUCUCCAGCGUACUGGAUGGCACAUGUUACAAUCGCCUGAACCUGCCAACCUCUUUGUUAGUAUCAGCAAACUUGACGUAUCAGGUCAUCCAGUGGGGGCUUAUUUGAGCGAGUCAAUAUGGCGAGAUUGUAGUAUAUGGGAUGUCAAGGCGGUGAUCAAUUGCAUUGGUGCAAGGAAAAUCUGGGAUUCUACGUUUGAAGAUGCAAGCUUUGUUCAUCAAGUGUCACCCACAUGCUCGAUAUGGCAUUAUAAGACAAAAGGCUUUUGGACUGUCAGUGCCAGGGAUUAUGUGGCGUUUGCAGCAGCUUACAUGUCACCAGGUCGCAUCGAUUUCUGUGCCACCUCCUGCAUCAGUGAUUCGUUUGGUCAUGUUUCUCUACCUAAAGAUCAAGCAGGUCACGUGCGUGCACGUCUUGAUUUAUGGGCAUGGCGUCUUGAACGUUACGACAACAACACUACCACUGUCAGGUUGAUCAACCAAGCGAAUCCACAAGGCUGGAUUCCCUCCUAUAUACCCAACAGCCUUUCAGGUCACCAUCCCGAUAUCGUCAUGCAUGCUCAUCAAUACUUCAACAAGUACGGUGCACCACCUGAUCUUGUCAUGUUGCAACACGGCAGCCUCGUCAAUAUCGCCUUUGAUCAGCAAAGAAAGAGUUUAAGAGCUGAAUACGUACGAUCUGCUGAGCCGGUAUCAGCAUCAUCAUCGUCAUCACCUUCAUCGAGUAUCUUUGGAACAGCUCGUGGCAGUGGCAAUGGUAGUACCAAAGCUGAAGUGAGAUUGGAUGGACGACAACAAGGUGAACGACAACGCAGCUAUAAUGUCGUGAUUGAUCCACCACCAUCACGUGUCCAUGCAAGCACACGCCAUUAUGAUCCUUAUGGUUGGUGGCUUGAGAUCGAGCAUGACGAGGAGCACAUCAUUCCACAGCGUGGCAAGAUUUUACUUCUUAUCAAACCUGAUACGCGUGACGAUCGAUUGGUGGUCAAUGGUGUACCAGCUGAUAUUUGUAAAGGUGCAUCACCCACCUCACUCAUCAAGUCACUUCCAUCUUCACGUCCGAUACAAGAUAAGCCCCAUCAAUUGGAUACAACUGCUACCAGUGGUGGUGGCAGCUCUGUAAUAUCAGGUGCGGCGACUACUUCAACUGCCACGGGCACCAAUACAACCAUGACAUCGAGUCCUGCUACUGAACAAGAGAAGCCAAAACAAUCUUCUACAACCGAAGACAGCAUCACACCACCAACCACAGCCGAUAGCAUUGAAUCAAUCGUGAAAACAUUGCCUGUAACACCAAAGGAAUACGCUCAAAGAGCCAUGUCGUUUUUGGCAAAGAUGGUGGAUCAACAAUUUGGAUGGAACAACGUCUCUGAUAAGAAUGGGAUGCAAAUCAGUAAGCGUCAAGGCACUAGCAAGACCAUUGAUCAGAUCCCAAUGGUGAUGGAUGAACCUUUUGCUAUACCCGAACCAUCAUUGAUUGUGAAGGCUUCCAAGGUCAUUGAAGGAUUUUCAGUGGAAGAAGUUGUGUCAGUGGUUACGGAUACCGGUCCACUCCGACAGCAAUAUGAUGAAUCAAUUGAAGAGAUUGAGCCAUUGAUGCAACUUGCCCAUGGAUGCUCCCUUGUACGACAAGUGAUCAAAGGUGGUUUUUUAUUCAAAUCAAGAGAGAUUUAUGUGGCGGCAUGCACAGCUCAUGAAAAGAUCAAUUCGACUACCAAUCCUGCAGCCAAGCGAGUCAUCUACAUUGAAGCAUCGAUUCCAAAUUUCCCUGUACCCAAGUCAUCUAAGCGUCAACAAGCUCUCUUUUGUAUAUCAGGCUGGAUCCUGGAAGCAAUUGACCCAUACACUACUACCACCAAUCAUCCCAUCCCAUCCACACGUGCGACAUUUGUGGCAAGUCUCGAUUUGGGUGCUUCGGUGCCAGCCUAUUUCAGUAAUCAAUUAGCCCUCGGAUUACCCAAGAAGAUCAAGGCACUUGAGAAUUACCUAAAGUCAAAUGGUCCACCACCUUAUCUUACCAAACCACUGGAUAUCCAGGGCUUUGGCAGUGAACAGCUUUCCGACCAAGUCAUCAAAGAGCUUUAUGCGGACCAUGGAGCUGUUGAAUGGAAGACGAUCAACAAGAACUAUGACCAAAAGACGUGUGAAUUCAAUACGCAAUGCACUUUUCGAUUGGCAAAAAAGGUAACAGCUCCACCUGCUCGAUCCAAUCUCAGCGUGUCACUUCAACGAUCCAAACAACUUGCGACAUCGCCCACAUCUACAGCUGCCAACAAGCGACGAAAAUCAGUGACGAUUGCCGACACUGGAAGUGUAAGCAGUAGCAACAGCAGCGGUCAUAGUAUGGUGGAACAGGAUUUAGUAUUGGUGCACGCUGUUGUGGAUUUGCGCAAUUAUGCCAAAGGAUAUGAGAUUACAGCCAAAAUGACGCGACAUGAUGGACUUGAAGAAAAGGAUGUAUCAGGAUCAUUAUUCGCUCGUGUAUCUGAACUUGCACCGGAGCCAUCUCACCUUGUUGCCAACACAAGCAAGAUACCCCAGAAGCAUGCUAUUGAACUUUAUCUACCAGCAGCAUCAUCCAUGUCACGUUUUACCAGCCGUGAAUGCAUCAUUGAAAUGUCGCUUGGUCCAGUACAGCAAGAAUCCCUUAACAAGCGUGGCACACGGUUGACUGUAUCUGGUGUGCUUGGAGAAGAGGAUAACCAAUGGCGUGGAUUGAUUUUAUUGAAUGGGCGUGAAAUUGAAGCCGGCGGUACAAGCGAAUGCGUUGCUAUGGCUACAACAAGCAGCAAUAGUCCAGAAGCAGAAAACCGAUCCGAUGAUGAAAUGUUGGCUGAAGAACAGAUAACGGAUCAGCAAUCCCUAUUAUCUUCGUCACCACCACCACCAACAGCAAGUAUGGGAGGUGGCGUGGUAGCAGCUGCACUUGGCGGUGUCUCAGCAGGUGUCAAUGAUAUCCGUGCACGGAUGUUGUUACCGUUUCGAAGUGCAUCCAAUCAUUUCAUGUCGAUCGAUGGCAAUGACGCCGAUAACGAUAAUGAUAACGAUGAUGAUCGAUUUUCUUCACCCAUGUCAAUCUCGUCCCUUUCCGAUCAAGAGGAACUUUGUACACCACCUCUCUAUGCAGAGAAUCAAGUCCAACUACGACAACGUCGAAUGCGAUCUCAAUCUGAUCUUGCUUCCAAUCGUCGCAAACGUGCCAGCAGCACUGCAAGUAGUGCCCUGUUUCAGCCAUCCUCAUUGUCUUCACGUCUCAUCGGCUUUUUGGUCAUGUUUUUGUUCUUCAUCCUCUUUCUUGGAAUCCUUAUGCCAUCAGCCACACCUAUUGACGCAGAUCAAAUGCACAUACGAUACUUGUGGAGCAUGCCCUGGUUUGGUGGAUGGCGUAUUCAAGUUCUCGCUGUUCAAAGAUAA
This is a messenger RNA of Lichtheimia ornata, 5379 nucleotides long. RefSeq lists its product as uncharacterized. The record is from RefSeq and is a predicted model, not a curated record. The transcript has 9 exons. Gene Ontology annotation, molecular function: lipid binding. NCBI's taxonomy places the organism in Eukaryota, Fungi, Mucoromycota, Mucoromycetes, Mucorales, Lichtheimiaceae. Bases 1 to 5379 code for a protein of 1792 amino acids.